Molecule: messenger RNA, 588 nt
Organism: Colletotrichum destructivum
Lineage: Eukaryota; Fungi; Ascomycota; Sordariomycetes; Glomerellales; Glomerellaceae
Exons: 3
Coding region: 1-588 (195 amino acids)
Source: RefSeq, a predicted model, not a curated record
AUGCGUACUUCCUUCGCCGUCCUGGCCCUCUCGGCCAUUACUACAGUCUCUGCUCAGCGCAAGAUCUACACCGCUGCCGAUAUUAAUGUGGGCACUGUCACGAUCAACCAGAAAGCCAACUGGUGUGUCGCCGAGCGCAACACUUGCAAGGUUCUUUGCCAGCCCAACCCCACGACCAACGACUGCGACUCGACGACCCUGGAGUACUCUUGCAUCUGCCCGAACGGCUCCGCACCUGGCCUUGAGUACUACGAGCAGACCAUGCCCACUUUCAUCUGCAACAAGGCCUUUGAGGAUUGUAUCGCCGCCAAUGUUGGCGACAGGGCCGGCCAGACCAACUGCACCGAAAGCAUUAGGUCUCAGUGCGGUACCGUCAACGCCCAGGCUGACGAAGCCUCCGGUACUACCACCUCGGCUUCAGCCUCGGCUACCAACACUCCCACUGGAACCGGCAGUGCCGAUGCGGCGGCCACCACCGCUCCCAGCAGCUCCAGCUCUUCUGCUUGGGCUGCCCCGACUGCCAACCCUGCCCGCUACGGCAACGCUGCUGCCGUUGCUGCUAUUGGUCUUUUCGCCUACAUGCUCUAG